This is a messenger RNA of Ochotona curzoniae (black-lipped pika), 903 nucleotides long. RefSeq names its product free fatty acid receptor 1 (gene FFAR1). Gene Ontology annotation, molecular function: bioactive lipid receptor activity. The record is from RefSeq and is a predicted model, not a curated record. NCBI's taxonomy places the organism in Eukaryota, Metazoa, Chordata, Mammalia, Lagomorpha, Ochotonidae. The transcript has a single exon. The coding region runs from base 1 to 903 and encodes 300 amino acids. Gene Ontology annotation, cellular component: plasma membrane. Gene Ontology annotation, biological process: positive regulation of calcium ion transport; positive regulation of cytosolic calcium ion concentration; positive regulation of insulin secretion.
AUGCCGCUGCUCCCUCAGCUUUCCUUCGCCCUCUACGUGGCGGCCUUUGGGCUGGGCUUCCCACUCAAUGUCCUGGCCAUCCGGGAUGCGGCAGCCCAGGCUCGGCUUCGCCUCACACCCAGCCUGGUCUAUGCCUUGCACCUGGGUUGCUCCGACCUCCUGCUAACAUUCUCCCUGCCCCUGAAGGCCAUGGAGGCCCUGGCCUCAGGUGCCUGGCCUCUGCCUGUCUCCAUCUGCCCGGCCUUUGCCCUACUCCACUUCGCUCCACUCUACGCAGGUGGUGGUUUCUUAGCGGCCUUAAGUGCCGGCCGCUACCUGGGCGCGGCCUUCCCUUUGGGCUACCAGGCCUUCCGGAGGCCACGCUACUCCUGGGGCGUGUGUGUGGCCAUCUGGGCCCUUGUGCUCUGUCACCUGGGGCUGGUCUUUGCCCUGGAGGCUCCUGGAGGCUGGCUGGACAACAGCACCAGCUCCCUGGGCAUCAACACCCCUGUCAACGGCUCUCCGGUCUGCAUGGAAGCCUGGGACCCAGCGUCCGCCGGCCCCGCCCGCCUCAGCCUCUCUCUCCUGCUCUUCUUCCUGCCCUUGGCCAUCACGGCCUUCUGCUAUGCAGGCUGCCUCCGGGCUCUGGCCCACUCCGGUCUGAGUCACAGGCGGAAGCUGAGAGCAGCCUGGGUGGCCGGCGGGGCACUGCUCACGCUGCUACUCUGCUUGGGACCUUACAAUGCCUCCAAUGUGGCCGGCUUCCUGAAGCCCAACAUGGGAGGCCCUUGGCGGAAGCUGGGGCUCAUCACAGGAGCCUGGAGUGUGGUCCUCAACCCACUGGUGACCGGCUACCUGGGGAGGGGUCCUGGCCGGGGGACAGUGUGUCUGGCCAGGGGGCAAGGAGGAACAUCCCAGAAGUAG